Maylandia zebra (zebra mbuna) is the source of this 4406-nucleotide messenger RNA. RefSeq lists its product as uncharacterized. The record is from RefSeq and is a predicted model, not a curated record. NCBI's taxonomy places the organism in Eukaryota, Metazoa, Chordata, Actinopteri, Cichliformes, Cichlidae.
UUCUGCACAUCAGACUGGGACACUUCCUAGAUUGUUAGCGAUGAAUUACUGAAACAAUCUUCUUUCUUUGUGUCCACACUUGUUUUCAAUGUUCAGCAGAGAUUUCAUGCAAAUGAUGAAACAGAGAACUUUGAAUAAAACAAGAAACAAAGAUUUUUACACAACAUUCUUGUUCUCUUUGUUGCAUGUUGCAAAUCUAAUGAACAUGAAACCCUCCUCCUGCAGCUCAGAGUGCUUUGGUCUCUGAGUUUCUGCAAACUGUUUCUAUUUUUUAAAUGAAUCACGUGGUUUCAGGAAGUGACCAUAAAAGAAACGACAGAUUCACAAAGACAACUCUUCAGCCUCAUUUCAUCAUCCAGCUCUUUACUCUCUGCUCGCUCCUCUGACUGCAGCAGAGCCUCAGCAGAAACUAAGGAUGGCAGUUUGGGACAAACAGCUUCUGUGGAGCUUCAUGUUCCUGCUGGCAGGUGCUGUGGCUCAAACUGUGGUCUAUCCUUUCACGUCUACCUGUGCUGUCAGAGGGUCCACUGUCACCCUCCCCUGCACCUUCACACCUCGGAAGUCUUUCAGUGAUGGUCAGAGAGAAGUUCCUCUAAAGAUCGUCAGAGUCCGCUGGUGUAAGAACCAUGUACUCUGUCUGGGCAGCACUCCAUCUGUGUAUGACAGUAACCCAGCAAACAUCGAUCCUCGUUAUCAAUAUCUGGGAGACAAGAAGACAAACUGCACUUUACAGAUCAGAGAUGUUCAGCAGGGAGACAACGCAAGCUUUCGCUUCAGGAUGGAAGCUGAUCGUCCUGAAGGACAUUUUACUAACCAGACAGGAGUGAAUGUCACGGUUGUUGAUUCGUCUAAAAUGAGAAUAAUCAGCUCCAGUGAUGAUAAAAAGUUGAGCAGAGGUGAAAACGUCACACUGCUCUGUGCUUCAGUCUGCACUUUCCACCAACUGGAAGUCACGUGGUUCAAAGAUGGCCACGCCCUCUCAGACACUGGCCCCUCCCUUCCUCUCAGCCCUCUGACUGCAGAGGAUUCUGGGAACUACACCUGUGCUCUGAAUAACAUCAUGGAGACUCUCUCUGAGCCGUACAGCCUGCAGGUGGAGGCUGGAGCUGGUGGAAACCUUCCUCCGAUACCUGGUGUGGUGUUUGUUGUCCUGCUGGUUGUGAUCGCGCUCGUGCUCUUCAUCGUCGAAAGGAGGCUGAGAGCAGCAGAGGGUCAGAGAGCUGCUGAAGCUUCCUAAUAACGUCUACAGCAGCGUUCAAGAACAACACGACCAACAGGAAACUACAGUCGGCUACACCUGUGUCCAGCUCACACAGGAGAAAUAGAAUAGAAUAGAAUAGAAUAGAAUAGGUCUUUAUUGUCAUUGUACAUGUACAAUGAAACGAUAUGUGGCUGAGUGUGCAAGAGUAAAAAAUAAAUAUCUAAAUAGUAAAGACAGCAGGAAUUGGGGGUCUUUCCCCGUCUCCCUUGCUAUCUACAGUGGAAAAAGAGACAAAAGACUCCCCCCCCCACUCCUUUGUGUGUGGAUGCUUCUCUCCAACUUCCUGAGAUACCAUCUGUCAACAGUAAGUGUGAGAGACAUGCUAAGGCUACGUCCACACGAGCCCGGAUAAAUUUGAAAACGUCGUUUUAGUCUGAAAACGCUCUGCGUCCACACCAUCGUUUUCAGCCGUUUCCACAGAGUUAGCACAGAGGCUACGUCCACACGUACGCGGGUAUUUUUGAAAAUGCAGAUUUUUCUACGCGUUUGCACCUUUCGUCCACGUGUAAACAGCUUUUUCGGCCAAUGAAAACAGAGAUUUUUAAAAACGCAGUUUUUGCAUUUACGUGUGGACGAGGAAAACGGAGAAAAUGCAGCGUCAAAGGUGUGCGCCUUUUUUGACGUCACGCUGUGCGCCAUCAUUUCUACAAUGAUGGACUUAGACAAAAUACUGUUGCUGUUCAUUUUACUCUCUGCAUUGUUUAAAUGCUUACAAACACACACAGUUACUGUCGCUCUACACAGAGGACUCAGUCCUGCUUUUAUGCGCCAUCUUUAGAGAAAAAGAAGAAGAAAAAAGGAAUAAACAGCAAACAGAGGAGAUGUUUACAGUCUAGAGGAAUAUAGACAUAAAUAAGAGAAAGGCAGCCAAUGGAGACACACGUGUUUGAGAGCAGUGCAAAGACAGGGCUGAGUAUAGAGUCUGUGAGAGUGUCCUGUGACCAUGGCUCAGAUUGGUGAGGUGGGUGGGCAGGAUGGGGUGUGGGGGGAAGGAGCUGUUAGUGAGUCUGGAGGUGUCAAACAGUUGGUGGGCGGGGUUUGAGGGUUCAGCUGUGAUGGCCCUGGUUUACCUGAGACAGGAGGAUCUGACGAUGACCUCUGGGGGGACAAAGAUGAUUGGACAGAUUGAGGCCAGUUGGUGAGGAAGUGUCUGAUCCAGGAGCUGGGGGGUCUAAAGGCGUUCCAGUUUGGUGGUGAGGCUGUCUGAGACGAUGGCGUUGAACGCUGAGCCGUAGUCACCUCUCACAGAGACCAGAGGAGGAGCUGCAGGAAGCUCCAGUCUGACUUUCAUAACGCAGCUCGUUGAUCAUUGUGGCCGAACUACUGAAAGCAUUUACAAAACUAAAGAUUUGCCUCCAAAUAAAAGAAAAUAUCUUUGUGGACUCUCUCAGCACAGAUCGUGUUUAUAUUAACGUGAAUAAUUCAGACAUGAUCAUGUUAGAAAUAUUAACUGGUUAGAAAGCCUGAGUGUGUUUUUGUGGCCUCACACUCUUUAUAAGGGAAAUAAGUAUUGCAUUAUUUGUCAUUAGUUACUUUGUUGCUGUGUUAAAUGUGGUGUUGUGUAAUGAAAUGAAUGAAUAAUUCCGUUAUGGGUUCCUAUCUCGAGUUAAGAAACAUCCAUAUCUACCACCUGACUUCUCAUUUUAAUCUGCUCCGAGUUCUGAUUGAGGAAGAUUUAGUUGUGCAACAUUUGAGCUUUAGAGUGGAAGCUGCUGAAAACCAACAACGCCACAGUUUCCCCACUCGAGACGCAGCAGAGGACGUUUCCUUCAUCCUGUUGUUUCACACAGCACACGAUGAAAGACGGCAGCUUGUGUUUACAGUGAGAGACUGAUUGUUGAACUGUCGAUCGGUAAAAAAUCAAACGCAUGAACACGUCUACUUUCAUUUCUACAUCGUAAAAUUAAUCCAAAAUAAAAUAAGAUGGGAUUGUGUCACUAAAUUAAUGACAUAAAGAUUAAAAUAAAGGCCAGGGUUGCCAAGGCUGUAUCACUUUCACUCAUCACUGCUUUAAAUAAAGGUUGGUUCUACACUGGAUCAGUUGAAAGGUCACUCUGCUCUCCCGUGAUUGGCUGGUUUCUGUCCGGUAACUGUUGAUGCUCUGGACUUUCUUAAAGGUGGUUCAGGAGUGAAACAGCUGAGUUGUGGACUCUGUCUGAGUGUCCUGCUUCAUGUUUUCUAAGAAUAAAUAAAUAACUGUAUUUAUCUGACCUCCUGCUGUGAACGCCUGCUGAGUUUUCCAUGGUGCUAACAUGACCUCACCCGCACUCUAAAAUUUCUCCUGCACUGAGGCAGCUCUGCAUAGCUGGAGUUGAAUUUGGUGACAGCAGGUUUACAAACAAAGUGAUCAGGAAUAUUUUGAUAAACGAAAUUUGCCCUAAUCCGGUUAAAAGAAAUUAUAUCCUUAAAGAAUUUGAGACCAUGGAGGUUAAGGCGAUAAGAAAAAAGUAUAUUUCACUUCCUCUUUCCCCUAAAGUAAAAGAGGUUCACUUUAAAAUCAUUAAUGAGGUUUAUCCAACCAAUGAAUUCUUAAGACGGAAAUUUAAUUUAGAUGUGAACGCCUGCACAUUUUGUGAAAAUGAUACUGAAAGUCUGGAUCACUUGUUUUUCAACUGUGAAUCAGUGCACUCCUUCUGGACUGACAUGUGGAGCUGGCUACAGUCCAGGAGAAUUCAGUUACCACAUUUGACGGUGACAGUAAUAAAAUUUGGAAUACUUGCUGAGAAUGCAGAUUUUGACCUGUUGAUUAGGACGUUUUUGUUAAUGGGAAAAUUUUUAUUCACAAAUGCAGAUACUUUAAAGCUAAACCUUGUAUAAACAGAUGGCUGAAUGACUUUAGACUCUGGGCUAAAUCGCUGAAACUUGUGAAUAACAAGAAAGCCCAUAAACUUGUUGUUUUAUUUAAAGAGUUUAACCUAUGUUAAAAAAAAAAAAAAAACUCCCUAUUUUAUAAUCACGACUGCCCUUUUUUUGCACGUUAGUUUUUGCCUUUGGUUCGAAUCCUUCAAUGACUGUUCUUUCUUUUUGUGCUAACUGUUUUAACUUUGUGCUUAUUGUUGUUGUUUUUGGUUUUUUUGUUCGUUUUGUUUGUUUGUUUGUUUUGCUAUAAUGCUCAACCGAGGAUGUAACAUAAUCGGAUUAAUGA